ACCAUUGCCAAUCAAAACAAUCUAACCUAGUGCAGGUGCAAAGGCGAAAUUCCGCCGAAUUGAGAGAUUUUCUAAGUGCACCGACUCCUGGUUCACCAUACGAACAAUGCCAUACCCAGAAUCACCCUUCGGGGACGAUUUCGAUGAGAGAAUCCUCGUCCAGAGAGUCGAUGACGACGAAACAAACGUCAAUGAGAUUCAAAUUGGGGAGAUCACGAAAUGGCUCUGUGAAGCGCCGAAAAUAACUUCUUUUAGGGUAAACACUCUCAAGGCCGACGUGGGRGAGAUACACAGAUAUAUUGAGGCAUAUAUUGCAGAUGCAGGGCAGAACCUCCACGUUGAAAAACACCCCAGCUGUGAAGAUGCCAUUAUUGUACACCACACUGUAUCAAACCAAAUUCUCAAAAAAUACAAUAAAGAAAUUAUUAUUGAUGCGGURUGUGGGGCUGCUGUUUUACGAGGGGCACACAUUUAUGCCCCAGGAGUUAUAGGAAUGAUGACAAAUAUACAAGUUGGUGAUAAUGUCAGCAUUUAUGUUGAUUUCGAAAAAAAUAAGUGUAAAAAAGGUUUUCUGAAACUGUAUGAAGGGAAGAAAAUCUUCAUCGGGAAUGGUGAAGUAAUUCUGGGACGWCAUCAAUUGUUUUGCGAGGCACCUCAAACUGGUAUCGCUGUGAAAAUGAUUGAAACAAUAUCAAACUGCCCUCCUUUGUUAGGCGAUAACUUUUUACCCCCAGGUGUAGCAUUAUUACAAAAUCUACCCUCCAUAGUUUGUAUACACGUUCUUGCUCCUGGUUCCAAUGACGUUAUCUUAGAUAUGUGUGCUUCCCCGGGAAACAAAACGACGCAUAUUGCAGCCCUUCUCCAAAAUCAAGGCAAAUUAAUCGCAAUCGAUAAAACUCCCAGCAAAGUUAGACAGUUGAAGCAGCGUUGUGAACUUUUCGGUGCUAACGUUGAAGUUUUACAAGCCGAUUCUACCAAAUUGAUUAAAGAAAAUCGAUUCAGCAGUGAAUUUUUUGAUAAAAUUUUAUUAGACGCCCCUUGCAGCGCCUUGGGAAAAAGACCACAACUAAUUAAUACAACGUCGCGGAAAAUUCUGCGAUCCUAUGUUCCUUUACAACGAAAAUUAUUUGAAACCGCCGUCCAACUUUUGAAAACGAAUGGAAUCCUAGUCUACAGCACUUGUACCAUUACUUUAGCCGAAAACGAAGGAAUUGUAGCUUGGGCUUUAAGAAAUUUCAACCUCGAAUUGAUGGAAGCAACACCGAUUCUAGCUGGUCCCGGUUGGGAAGGGACACAAUUAACUAACGAACAACUGAAAAAAGUCCAGCGUUUUGGUCCCCAGCAAUCCAUAGACUCUGUAGGUUUUUUUAUAGCAAAAUUUGUGAAAGUAAAAUAAAUGUUUUAA
Messenger RNA from Tribolium madens (black flour beetle), 1405 nucleotides. RefSeq names its product tRNA (cytosine(72)-C(5))-methyltransferase NSUN6. The transcript has 7 exons. The record is from RefSeq and is a predicted model, not a curated record. Bases 107 to 1396 code for a protein of 429 amino acids. Gene Ontology annotation, molecular function: RNA binding; methyltransferase activity. Lineage: Eukaryota; Metazoa; Arthropoda; Insecta; Coleoptera; Tenebrionidae. Gene Ontology annotation, biological process: RNA methylation.